AUGUCGGCUGACAAGUACUACACUCUUGCAGAAGGCUGUCCCUUCGCAAGCAGCAGCACUGCUGUGCUGAUGAGAAACAGACAGGGUGGUGGUCUUGGUCUCCUUCAGGACACCCAGCUCAUUGAGACUCUCGCACAUUUCUCUCGCGAGAGAAUCCCGGAGCGCGUCGUUCACGCCAAAGCUAUCGGAGCAUACGGAGAAUUCGAAGCGGAAGCCGACUGCUCCGAUAUAACAUCCGCCAGCUUUCUCAACAAGGCUGGAAAAAAGACUCCGGUUCUACUCAGAGUUUCCACCGUCGGCCCGGAGUCAGGCUCUGCCGAUACAUCUCGAGAUGUCCAUGGCUGGGCAAUGAAGAUGUAUACCGAUGAAGGCAAUCUAGACUGGGUCUUCAACAAUACCCCGGUCUUCUUCAUUCGGGAUCCCAUCAAGUUCCCUUCCAUGAACCGUUCUCACAAGAGGCACCCGCGGUCUCAUCUUCCUGAUGCAAACAUGUUCUGGGACUUCCACGUUGGAAACCCAGAAGGAAUUCACCAGCUCCUGGUUCUUUUCAGCGAUCGUGGAACACCUAAGUCAGUUCGUUAUCUGAACUCCUAUAGUGGACACACCUAUAAGUUCACCAAAGAGGAUGGCUCGUUCAAGUACAUCAAGAUCCACAUGAAGACCCGGCAGGGUGUCAAGAACUUCACUCGGGAAGAAGCAACUAAAAUUGCCGGCGAGGACCCUGACUACAUGAUUCGGGAUAUGUUUGAGGCCAUUGAAAGACAAGACUAUCCCUCGUGGGAUGUCUUUGUCCAAGUCAUGGAUCCAUCUGAGGCCGAGAACUACCGGUGGAAUAUCUUCGAUAUGACCAAAGUCUGGCCACACACGGACUUUCCCUUGAGGAAGAUUGGCAAGAUGACCCUGACCCGUAACCCCAACAACUAUUUCGCCGAUAUCGAGCAGGCGGCAUUUUCUCCAUCCACUAUGGUCCCGGGGUUUUCAGCUUCCGCCGACCCCGUUCUCCAAGCCCGUCUUUUCGCCUACCCCGACGCAGCCCGCUACCGCAUCGGUGUCAAUUACCAACAACUUCCAACAAACGCAGCCAAGGUCCAAGUAUAUUGCCCUUUCGAGCGAGAUGGCAAAAUGAGAUCCGACGGCAACUACGGCGGCGAUCCAAACUACGUCAACUCCUCCCUCCAACCAACCAAGUUUUACCCAGAAGUCAAAGGCGUCAGUCCCAAGUCACUGGCCCUGCAUACAGAACACGAGAAAUGGGUCGGUGAAGUUACAAGCUACACCAGCCAUAUCACGGACGAUGAUUUUGUUCAACCUGCUGCUUUGUGGGAUGUUAUUGGCCGCGAUCCGGGACAUCAGGAGAGAGUCGUUGAGAAUCUUGCUGGGAGUAUUAGGGAGGUUAAGUCGCCAAACCUGCGUAAUGAGGUUUACGCACUGUUUGGUCGUGUUAACCAGGAUCUUGGCGCUAGGGUUAGAAAGGCGACUGAAGCCGCGAUUAAAAAGUAG
Molecule: messenger RNA, 1500 nt
Organism: Penicillium cinerascens
Lineage: Eukaryota; Fungi; Ascomycota; Eurotiomycetes; Eurotiales; Aspergillaceae
Product: catalase
Exons: 11
Coding region: 1-1500 (499 amino acids)
Biological process (GO): hydrogen peroxide catabolic process; response to hydrogen peroxide
Cellular component (GO): cytoplasm; peroxisome; mitochondrion
Molecular function (GO): catalase activity; heme binding
Source: RefSeq, a predicted model, not a curated record